AUGCUGGCAUGGCAGGACGGCGGGGCCAAGGCGGCUCCCUCCCACCACAAGAUCUCCUUCUCUGUCCUGGACAUCCUGGAUCCGCAGAAAUUCACCCGCGCUACGCUCCCAGCCGAGCGCCCUGCUUCCCGGGAAGCCAAGAAAAGUUUGGCAGAGGCCGAAGCGGGGAAGGACGCCGGCCUAGGGGACUCAGCUCGGCAGCGGGAGACCCCUGACGCUGCGGAUCGCGGCGCGGGCACUGCGUCCCCCUUGGAGGGCUCGGAGGCCGAGGAGGCGGAGGAGGAGGAGGACGAAGCCGAGGACGCGGGCCAGCGGCGGCCGCAGGAGCGGGCAGCGCGCUUGCAGGCGGACCCGGCGCGCUCCCCCGAGUCCCGGGCGGCGGCGUUGGCGGCGGGGGAGCGGGGCACCCGUGGGCUCGCGGGAUCCCCGGGCUGGCCCGGCUCCCCGCGGCCCCGGCGCCGGCGCUCCGAGCCCCGCUGUGCCAAACCGAGGCGCGCGCGCACCGCCUUCACCUAUGAGCAGCUGGUGGCUUUGGAGAACAAGUUCCGGGCCACGCGCUACCUGUCCGUGUGUGAGCGCCUGAACCUCGCGCUGUCUCUCAGCCUCACUGAGACGCAGGUCAAAAUCUGGUUCCAGAAUCGCAGGACCAAGUGGAAGAAGCAGAACCCCGGCGCCGACGGUGCGGCACAGACCGGGAGCGGCGCGCCCCAAACCGGGGCUCCCGGGACGGCAGCUGGAGCGGGCGGCGGCGGCGCGGGGGGCAGCCCGGGACCCCCCGGCUCCGGCGCACUGCCCUUCCAGACUUUCCCCUCCUACGCGGCGGCCAACGUCCUCUUUCCGGCCGCCACCUCCUUCCCUCCAACGGCCGCAGCCGCUGGGGGCCCCUUUGCGUCCUUCCUCGGGCCCUCCUACCUGACCCCUUUCUACGCUCCGCAUCUAUGA
Molecule: messenger RNA, 942 nt
Organism: Enhydra lutris kenyoni (northern sea otter)
Lineage: Eukaryota; Metazoa; Chordata; Mammalia; Carnivora; Mustelidae
Product: NK1 homeobox 2
Exons: 2
Coding region: 1-942 (313 amino acids)
Biological process (GO): regulation of transcription by RNA polymerase II; cell differentiation
Cellular component (GO): nucleus
Molecular function (GO): DNA-binding transcription factor activity, RNA polymerase II-specific; RNA polymerase II cis-regulatory region sequence-specific DNA binding
Source: RefSeq, a predicted model, not a curated record